AUGAAGGUUGCAAGGAAAGUAAUCUUGCUAUUUAAAGACGGCAGCAGUGGUGGUGGAGAAAGCUUUGCUGAUGCUCUGCAACCAAACCCUAAUUCUAAGAUUCAAAGAUUAGAAGAUUCAUUUGAACUGUCUCUGGAGAAGUAUGGAAUCAAGGACCAGAAAGCCUCUGGGAAUGUGUUUCAAUUUGUCAAUGCUGAUGGAGUGGUUGAGGUGUCUAUUUUUCUCUUGGACAAUUAUGCAACCCCGCUGUUGGCUUGUGCUCUGAAUGAAGUUUUUGCUGCAAUAUUGGGAGAGGACCCAUCUAACAUCCCAACUCUUGUAGUUCCUUUCCUUGUGGAGGCUUCUAAGCUUAAAUUUGAGAAUAAGAACUCCAAGAUAACUGAUACUUCUCUUUAUGGCUGGAGAUUUGGCCCGGUAAAUGAUUCAACACAGGCUAUAGUCUCCAAGAUUCAAACGCCACCAGAAAUGCAGAUUAAUCAUGAGCAGUUGGCCUGCAUGCUGCAUCUUGUCCGUUUGUUGGAUGUCCCAACAUUUGUUCUAGUUGGAAAGUUUUCUCUACGGAGUCCUUCAAAUGAAAGUCUUCAGGUGAUUAAUGAAAUUGGAGACUAUGUAGCCAAAUUCUCGUCUCUUAGCUUUAUAAAAGAGAGGGUCAAAUGGAGUCCACCAAAGUCUUCAAAAAUCGACGAGGAGCCUUGGCGUGCUUUGUAUGGAUGA
This is a messenger RNA of Oldenlandia corymbosa var. corymbosa, 714 nucleotides long. The record is from the annotation of a GenBank genome assembly. NCBI's taxonomy places the organism in Eukaryota, Viridiplantae, Streptophyta, Magnoliopsida, Gentianales, Rubiaceae.